GAGAGUCACACGGAGAAAGUUCACAAUAAUUUAACUUAUUUGGUUUUGCUUUUUUCUGAUAGUUUCUUUGUUGUCAAGGAGCUAUAAAGUGGCAAAAAAUUAAAAAAAAUUAAAAAAUCAAACAAAAGAUAUUAAAUUUUUCAAGGCCAACAUUCUAAAAAUUGAAGAUUAAAAAUUUCCAAAUCAUGGCCAUCGAAGGAGUAAAUCAACAAUUAAAUGGAAAUGAGCCAUCCGCACCGCCUGACUAUGACACACCUUUUUCCAAUACGGCAUUGGUUCAAAAUCCAUCACCGAUAAAUAUGUACCCAAAUUCAGAGUUCGUUAGCAAUUUUCCGAAUCGCAACAAUCAAACCGUGUUCACAAUAGAUGGAAGUCAACAGAUUGGAAGUCAACAAAAUGGAAGAACACCAAUUGCAUCGCUAUAUUCUUCUUCUCAAGGUUCAUGCGGCAAACAAGCUGUUAUAUGUUGUGUUGUACUUGGAGUAACUUUAUUAUUAUUUAAGUUUUUAUUUAUGAUUUACGAGUUUAUAUAUUUUAUAAAAGAAUUUGAGCCUUAGACUUGUUCAAAAAAAAGUAUGUUAUAUCGAAAUGGUAAAAUGUCGUUUUCCGUUGUAAACAUAUCCAGUGAUUUUUGAUACACUUUUUUCCACAAGUCCAGAAGGUUAAAUGAAUGCCAUUGAAAAUCGCUUGAAAAUCACUUGAAAGUGAAAUUGUAUAUCA
Contarinia nasturtii (swede midge) is the source of this 720-nucleotide messenger RNA. RefSeq lists its product as uncharacterized. Lineage: Eukaryota; Metazoa; Arthropoda; Insecta; Diptera; Cecidomyiidae. The coding region runs from base 186 to 557 and encodes 123 amino acids. The transcript has 5 exons. The record is from RefSeq and is a predicted model, not a curated record.